Messenger RNA from Colletotrichum fioriniae, 1014 nucleotides. NCBI's taxonomy places the organism in Eukaryota, Fungi, Ascomycota, Sordariomycetes, Glomerellales, Glomerellaceae. The record is from RefSeq and is a predicted model, not a curated record.
AUGACGUUCUGGUAUAAAGACUUUAAGCCUUAUACAUCCGAGGAAGAGUUCUGGAUCUAUAAGAAGAAGGCGAUGGAGACUAUCUUAGAGAAACUCAGGUCCCAUUUUGGUCGGGAUUCAGAUCAGUAUGGGUUGAAGAUAUCGGAGGCCCAUUAUUUGAAAAAUAAACACGAGGAUGAGGAGAAGGAACCAAUGCUUCGACAUCCGAAAUACGCCAGAGAGCUUGACAUGGCCCUCGCUGAGGCUGCAAAUGCGGACGGGCACUCUAUCGAACUGAUGGACUUUCUAUUCGGGUGCGGAGCAACUGUUACCUGCGAACUCACGCCGCAGCUUGCCGGGCAUGCCUGGCACAAUGCCCUGAACCAGGAAGUCCCGGCUCUUUUCGAGGCCAAGGUGGAUCUGCUCCUACGUCGCGGUGUCGACCCGACAAGUGUUUGGACCUGGGAGGGCAUGCGGACACCGAUACAGUUUUUCCUCCGCAAGUUAUACCGAAAUUUUCAAUACUUUGAAGAGCCCAACGCCUUCACAAACAAGGUCUUUGGUUAUAUGGAAUACCUAGAGUCGCGUGGCUGCCUAUGCUGGCCACGAUCCACUCUCAGAUCCUUUGUGCUCAGCGUCGGAACUGCUCAGAUCGCCUGCACCAUCGGCUAUCCUCGAGCGGAGGAGCACGAUGGUAUGAGUACCUCUAGUUUUGUUGACGACGCCACAGAUGGCAGGCGUGAGCUUGAGCUCAUAUUUGAAGAGCCGGACCAAUCCCUGCUACCACUCCGAGUGGCUCUAUCGAAUCUAAUUGCACUCAAGCACUUCCGGGAUAUGGGAACCCCGCCGUCGCCCACAUUCAGAGAGUGGGUUGGCAAGGAGGCAAUGUCCAAUGCUAUUCAAGAUCUCGAUAGAAUGUUCAGGACUUUUUCGGUCUCGUCACAUAGUGUGGAAAGCAUUCGCGCUGUGGAGGAGCAAGCCUGCGCCAGUCAGCCUGAAUCUGACUCAUCUGGAGGAGAUGACAGCCAGGUAUAG